Messenger RNA from Aspergillus pseudotamarii, 1020 nucleotides. RefSeq lists its product as uncharacterized. The transcript is spliced from 3 exons. The record is from RefSeq and is a predicted model, not a curated record. Lineage: Eukaryota; Fungi; Ascomycota; Eurotiomycetes; Eurotiales; Aspergillaceae. The coding region runs from base 1 to 1020 and encodes 339 amino acids.
AUGUUUACUGUUCCCAGCCCCGAAACACCAUGUCUAUAUCUCAAACUAAAGCUCAUGCCGCUCUUGUCAUGUAUCCUUUGUCGCGCAGCAGAAGAUAGCGAAUUGAGGCCAUUUAUCUUUAAAUGGUCUCCACUUGACAAGAGGUAUUAUCAGAAUGCCUUCCUACUUCUGCGAUAUACCACAUCGGGCGCCCUGGAAGAGGUCCCCGUACCGGAUGUAGUUGAAGAGACCGGAAAGCUGCAAGGUGCAGCCGAUAUCAGGGACCCAUUCGAUAUCACAGAGCUGAAGCCGGGCGGUUCUGUCUUAUUUUACCAAGGCCUUCCCGAUUGGUAUAGGCAGCAGUUAGUGCCCGGUGACAAGUAUAAACUUCUCUGGUUAGGGGCUAAAUUACCCCUAUGGAACUGGGGGACGCUGAGUGAUAAUUUGGAGGCCAGAUUGUGCCCAGACCUUGCACGGCCGGAUCUUAUUAUCCCAGGAGAUGUCAGUAUUACAUUUACCUAUGAGGAGAUUGAGACUCCGGCUUCCACUCCGCCGCCCAUUUUACCGUCUGUGCAGGUUGCACCAGUAUUGAGCGUGGAGCUCAUGGGCCCAAGUACUGUUUCACGGGAGCAUGAUGCUCUCCUACAUCUCCUUGUUCGGUACCAUGGAAACUCCACUAACCGGCCAAUUAUCUUCUAUAAUCACAUGCUACUGGCAAAUCUCCAUCACUAUCGCCUUAAAAAGGACCAAUGGGAGCUUUGGGACCGUGGAUGCCCUGGGAUCUUGCUAGAUGGUCCGGACGUCACGGUAAACGUAACCCAGGACUGGAACUUUGUCUUCUUGAAGCCUGGAGAGUUUUGGACCUUUUCCUCAACCAUCCUCGACGAUAUCAACUACUGGACAAUAGGAGAUACAUUCCGAUAUCAGUUCACGGGGGGCACUAUCGAGUGGCUUGAGGGAGGCGUACGACAAGACAAUGGGAGCCGACCAGACAUUGUGAUCCCUGCGUCUAACGCGGUAGAGUUUCGUAUUACGGAAUAA